AUGUCUGCCGCAGUACACGACUAUCCUGAGGAGGCCGGUCGCACCCCUACCACACGUCCACCCAUGGGUGAUCAGAAGCUCACUGGCACCGAGGGCCCAUCCAUCGCACCUGACAAUGCAUGCGAUGAGCCAUCGCCGUAUGCACCGGGCGGCUAUGGCAAGAAGGCCAUCGCUACUGACCCCGUCACCGGCCAAGGUUAUGAUAAGGUUUACGGUGUCCGACCCAAGACGACAUGGCAUCUGAAGCCAGCAGCUGAGCGCAACCUCUGGGAGUUUAUCGCUUCCAUGGAUCUCGCUCCCGAUGUCUGCUAUGCCAAGCGUGACACUUCGGAGAAGCUGCGCGGUCCUCCUCCAACCCAGCCAAUCUGGAAGGAAAAUGUCUUCAUCCUCACCACCGCAUCUCUCGCUCCUCUCCUUCACACUGUGUGGAAUGUCGCCUUGCCCGACCACACGAUGCAUUGGGCACCGGCGUGGCUCAUGUAUCACACCUGCUUUAUCCUCUUCGCCAUCGCCAUGAUCAAGCGUCUUCACUGGUACAUGGCUGAAUAUGGUACUCUUGACGAGCAGAAUCGUGGUCGUGACAUGGUCGACGACAAACACGUCAAUCACCUCGGCCAGUCGAUCUUCAUCUACACCAUCUUCCGUACUCUCGGCCCUUUCCUGCUCGCAUGGCGUGGUGACAUGACCAACAUCUGGUCCGGUCUCUCUUGGGCUACUCCUCUCAAGAUCGGAUGGUGGGAAAUUGCUCUCGACUACUGGUUCUACCUAUACCACCGUUCAUGUCACGAGUUUGAUGUCCUUUGGUUUGUGCACAGACAACACCAUGCAACUAAACAUCCCACGCCCGUCCUCUCGAUCCUUGCCGACGACUACCAGGAGGUGCUAGAGGUGUUUAUCGUUCCUUUCCUUGCAACUGCCGUUUCGCCCAAGAUGAAUUUCAUCGAGAUGUGGCUUGUUAUUUGUUACACUCUUUAUGUCGAGGCGCUCGGUCACUCUGGUAUUCGAGCUUACUGGGCUCAUCCUGUUCUCGGUGCUGUCCUUGCCCCCUUUGGUAUGGAGUUGACUGUUGAAGACCACUCGAACCACCACUUGUACGGCAAGGCUGGUAUGAACUACGGAAAGCAGACCCGUGUUUGGGACAGACUUUUCGGUACCGUUGAUCCUCGCCGUGAGACUCAAGAGGUCGGUAUUUUCGCCUCCUGA
Molecule: messenger RNA, 1203 nt
Organism: Ustilago hordei
Lineage: Eukaryota; Fungi; Basidiomycota; Ustilaginomycetes; Ustilaginales; Ustilaginaceae
Exons: 1
Coding region: 1-1203 (400 amino acids)
Biological process (GO): ergosterol biosynthetic process
Molecular function (GO): iron ion binding; C-4 methylsterol oxidase activity
Source: RefSeq, a predicted model, not a curated record